CAACCAUAGCAAUAAUGGUUGCCCCUCUUCAUCAUCAUCUUUAAAUGCCUGUCAAACGCGAAAAUAACAGAGCAGACGGAGAAAUUAAUUGAAUUGAGAGACGAGUCCGACGAUGAGAGGGGUUGCGAUGUUCAGUCUGGUGGUGGCCGUGGCGGUAUGCGGCGGCGGAAGAUGGGCGGUGGCGGCGGAGACGCUGGCGGAGAAGUGCGGGAAGCAGUUCCAGAACGUGGUGCCGUGCCUGUCGUUCGCGACGGAGAAGGCGGCGACGCCGAGCAAGGAGUGCUGCGACGCGGUGGGGACCAUAAAGAAGACGGAUCCGGCGUGCCUGUGCUUCGUCAUCCAGCAGGUUCACAGCGGCGAUAACACCCAGGUUAAGAGUAUGGGCGUCAAGGAAGACCGUAUCCGUCAGCUCCCCGCCGUUUGUAACAUCGCCGGCGCCGAUAUCACCCUCUGCCCAAAACUAUUAAACCUCCCUGCAAACUCGCCGGACGCCGCCAUCUUCACCAAUUCCACCGCCGCACCUACCACGAUGACGACGAAAACCCCGAUGGGUCCCGGGGUGGCAACAUCGACAACCGUUGGCGGUGGCGCCUCUGACGGGUUCAUGCACGCACCGCAGCUCGCCGGAGUCCCCCUGUUGGUCUCCGCCGUAAUCAUCCUCGGUGGCUUGUGGGCUGGCUUUUCCUUUAAUUAAUUAAGUUGGUUUUGCUUUAAUUUGCACAUUUGAUCAGCUGUUUGUCUUUUAAUUUAAGGGAUUUUCUCCCAUACCUCUGUAUUUGAGAGGGCAUGGAUGCCCUUCCACUAUUAUCUUGACAUGUGGAUUAUUUUAUGUCUAAAUUUAUGAGUAUUG
Cuscuta campestris is the source of this 850-nucleotide messenger RNA. NCBI's taxonomy places the organism in Eukaryota, Viridiplantae, Streptophyta, Magnoliopsida, Solanales, Convolvulaceae. The record is from the annotation of a GenBank genome assembly.